AUGGAAGAAACAGACAAAUCAUCUUCAGCAUCAUCCCGCUCAAUUCCCGCAUAUCAUCGAGGAAAUGGUGCAUUACGUGGUGGUGGUAUACAGAAAGUAUACCGUUCUGGACCGACAUUCAAAGCAUAUAAACGGAAACUGGAUCAUCGAUUGGGAUACUGUAUUAUCGGUUGCUUGAUCACAAUCGCCCUUGCAUUGACCAUUUUUGGUUUAUUUCACGAAAUGGCACAUGAGGAAUUAACGCAAUAUAUAGAAUCAACACGUGAAUUGAUCGUGAAUUCCAUACCUUCAACAAUGUCACAAAGUAUUAUCACUUCUGAUUCCGAUUUAUCAGAAAUCACUUCAACCAGCGAUGAGGAAAUGCUACUUAAUGAUGAUGAUGAUGAUGAUGAUGAUGAUGAUGAUGAUGAUGAUGAUGAUUGGUUAGAUGAAAAUAUAUUUGAUAAUUUAACUGUAUUGCCGUUAGAAAUGAUACUGGGCAUGCCGAAUUCAGGGGAACACAAUGAUAUGCUACAGAAUGAUAAUGCACCGGAUGAGAAGAUACUAAGCAUUCCGUAUCAUGAACCGGAUACUUGCUUUGGAUCCGAAGAUGUUGAUAAGAAUAAAUGUCUAGUAGUUGCCGAACUUGAUGAAUAUCACAACAUAUUACUCAGAUCACAUAUAGCUUUGUGGAAUUUGGUUACUGUAAAUAUUAUUGUUGUAAUAUUCCUUUCACCAUUUACAUACAUGUUUAAUUUCGAAAUUGUCAAAAAUGAGUACUACAAAUUAUUUUAUCGUGUUGUUCUAUUCUUGGUACUUUUCUUUAUGGCUGCACAGUUAAUUGUGCUAAUUAAUCCAUUGCUGUGCAGUUCAUUCAUGUAUCCUACUAUCGUGGACAAACUUUUCAUUGAAAAACUUCCACGAGAGAAGGAACUAACUAAUCAAGUGGAGUAUCGAUUUGCUUGUCAAUUUGAUUAUAUCAUCCAGCUGGUAGAACUUAAUUUACAGAAACCGUGCAUUCCUCGGAUUAAAAAUGUCUUAUUAUUGCCAUAUGCAGUGAUACUGUUAAUCAUUGUUGAUUUGUUACCAUUUCUAUUCAUAUUUUUCACCUAUGCUUGGGAUAAAUGGCUUAAAGAUUCGUCACUUUGCAGUAUCGCCAGGAGUCGUAUCGAAUUAAAUAAUCAACGGAGGCCGCAAUCACGCGAGGAUAUUUUGAAGAAAACAAUGGAAGAACCAUAUUAUUUGUAA
Loa loa (African eye worm) is the source of this 1227-nucleotide messenger RNA. RefSeq lists its product as hypothetical. The coding region runs from base 1 to 1227 and encodes 408 amino acids. The transcript is spliced from 8 exons. The record is from RefSeq and is a predicted model, not a curated record. Lineage: Eukaryota; Metazoa; Nematoda; Chromadorea; Rhabditida; Onchocercidae.